AUGCAACUUCGACAUGAAUUGAAGUUUGCCGGAUACGGCGCGGACAAAUCUACUGUUUUGUUAGGCGAUAAUACAAGUGUUACCCACUGCCUGCAGCCAAUAUGGAAGGGCGAGAAGGUUAAGAUAUGUGUUGAUGGUGUAAACGGCAACGAUGGUAGCAGUGCGGAGAGUGAUUUUGUGGAAUCUGAGUGCAGUGAAAGUUAUGUGAGCAGCGCCAGCUCCUGUAGCUACCGUGGCGGAAGUCCUUACGAAAGUAAUUUCAGCGGCUGCACGUCUUCUCCACGUAUUGGCCGAAGCAACUUGCAAGGGUGCCGGGAAGAUGAUGCGGUGGCGGGCGUCGGUACGCACGACGGCCAAGACAUGACGUCUGUCUCCUUUCCUGUUCACGGUACUUUGCUUUCAAUACGAGAUCCGGCGCUCACUGGUGGGCUCCUCUUUCAACUUCAUUUAGCGGAUAAGGAACAUACCCCCUACGCUGAGGCUUGCCGCACUGCUGUGGUACUUGGUUACAGCGAACAGGGUGAGGUUUUCCUCCUUCCUGUUCCGAGCCCGUGUAUGACAAAAAAACCUUCUUACUACCAAAGUACGCCGCUUCUGCAACUCUCGCUUUCUGAACUCAGAGAGUACUAUUCGUGGGGAGACAAUCAACUAUUGGAACCUACUUGUGAUGAUGUGCAGUCUUGGGAGUUACCGCACCUCGGCGGAUUUAUGGUGCGACCAGCGUUCGAGCACAUGUGGCUUGCCACCGUGUUUGCCGUGGCAUCUGAUCGGUUAUAUUAUUUGUCUGCGUGGUCUGCUUUUGUCCAAUUCGUGGGCGUAGCGUGGGGGCUACCGUGGGUAAGAAAGUUUCCCGUUAAUAUUCCCGAGGGUGACCCAAUCGUCAGCUUCGUAGCACCGCUUGUCGGCUGUAAUUGCGGGCGAUCACUUCGUGAAGUAUAUGGACUGCGGGAGUUGAGGCGGCGAGAGCAACAAGGCUCAACAGACGUGGGAACGGUGCCGGUUCCACCAGGGCCCGUCGCAAAUGCGGAUAGUAGUGGCUGGAGGGAGUUCUUACGGGAACUUCAGGAAGUGGUGGGCGAUGCGGUCGCUGAUUGGUCGCAACUUCCGGCAGCAGCAGAACACUGCGACUCGAAGGAGACGACCCCACCGACUUCAGCCGCCGUGACGGCUGCUGAGCGACUGCGGGAAGACGAUGGUCAAUUGACGAGCUCUUAUGUUGUGGGAAAGAGGUCUGGUGAUGGGGGGUUGCUGAGUGAAGCCUCAGUGGGAGUUGUACCAGCUGUGGAAAGUAUGCUGAGGAGCUUUGGCACGGAAGUACAGCAGGAUAUCGGCAGAAACAUUUCUAAAGAUACGGGCCUUCCCUCCCCGUUUCUUUUCACUUUGUUUUUGAAGGCUGUGGCGUACUGGAAGUCGAAUUUACUAACGGAGGAGCAACAGAGCAGUCAGCCGCUUGCUUUCAUCGAUUAUUACGGCACAAACCCCCAUGAGCGGUUCGUUGAAGCAAUUGACUUGCUGCGGGUUCAUCAAAGUAAGUUUCUUUCGGAGACACGACCGAACGCGCGCUCUUCUGGAAAUUACUGUGACCAGUGUGUAGGACCGUGGACUGUGCAACGGAUUGUUCGGAUGCUUGCUGAGCCUGCAGUGACUAACUGA
Molecule: messenger RNA, 1653 nt
Organism: Trypanosoma brucei brucei TREU927
Lineage: Eukaryota; Euglenozoa; Kinetoplastea; Trypanosomatida; Trypanosomatidae
Exons: 1
Coding region: 1-1653 (550 amino acids)
Source: RefSeq, a predicted model, not a curated record